Abrus precatorius (Indian licorice) is the source of this 4877-nucleotide messenger RNA. RefSeq lists its product as uncharacterized. NCBI's taxonomy places the organism in Eukaryota, Viridiplantae, Streptophyta, Magnoliopsida, Fabales, Fabaceae. The record is from RefSeq and is a predicted model, not a curated record. The coding region runs from base 4029 to 4829 and encodes 266 amino acids. The transcript has a single exon.
AUUACUUCUUGGAAGUAUUUAAUAAAAUUGUUUCAGGGUUAUAGUCAUUUAGGAUUACAGAUUACUGGGAUAUCAAGUGAGAUGGCUAUUAAGAUUUCUUAAUACUAAGUUUUGCAUAUUUAAGCCUUGAAUUUGAGAUGAAGCAAGUACAUUGUUCUGUUUCUCUCUACAUGAUCUAUUUCCUUUCCUUAUUUUACUUUAAUUCCCUUCCCCUUCUGCCUACGUUCUUCCUGUCUAUUUCACACACCUAGCUUUACUUAACAGUGUUGGCAGGUUAGGCAACAUAGAUACAUAUGAAGUAGUUACCUCACCCAAAUAUGUGGUCAACUGUGAUCCAUAGACAACUUAAUAUAUAUAGAUAGACAGAUAAUGGCCUUAAAAUUUGCACACACGAAAAAAAAAAGGGAAAGAGGAGAGAAAGAAUAUAUGUUAUCUAACCUGCUCAUACAAAUGCUCAAUUUGCUGAGCUUGUUGCAAAACAUGUGUAGACAUGGGGUGAUUUAGUGUAGACAUUUCCACCAUCUUAGUUUCAGUUUCUUGAACUGUAUCUAGAAGACUAGACAAUUCCAUCUAACAGAAAAGAAACAAUAGCAAAGGGUUACAUGUGAGAAUCUAAAAGUCUUCAAUUAAACAAAUGGCACAGAAAAUGACAGAAUAAGUCCUGCACAAACUCAUAAGGGAACCAAUUUUUAUCACUUGAAGGGCACGCGUUUCAUCAUCCAAGAGUUGUUGGACCCUUAGAGGCUCACUGUGUAAUUCAUCAGGUUCUUUGAGCUCCAAUUCAUCUGAUUUAGAGGUUUCUACAGAAUCUUUUCUAGUCACACGGUUAAGUUUUCUACACGGUAUUGCUCUAUUAGUAGCAUCCUGGAAGCGUACAGCUUUAAGCUGAUCAAACUGUGCUGUCACUGAAUGGAGUCUUUCACUUAAAAUUAAAACCUAUAAAAGUAGGCAAGUAAACAUUAGCAUAUGAAAAAGUAAAUUACAAGGAGUAUAUUGAUUAAUGGAAAUCCCAUGGUUGGAUUAGGCAACUUCAAUUUCCAAGAAAUAUUUAAGAGAACCUAAAUUCUUUGUUUGAAAAUAAUGGAAUAAGUGUUGUUUGAGUUUCUGAAUGUCUACACUAUCAUUGUUAGAAAUGACAACGUCACCUACAUAUAUUACUAAGUAGAUAUGGUAUAGGAUGAUGAGUGAAGGAAGAAGACAAAAUGAUCUACCUCAUAGCAAGUCAUGUCAUAUUGUUGUAAGAUGAUAAGUCUGUAAUUAGGCCUUUUUUUACAGCUCAUAUAUUCAUAUUUGACAUUUAUUUUAUUUGAGUUUUAUACUAAUUUAUAUAUUAAUUGUGCAGUUUGGUAUAAAGAGGCCACAAGUGGAUUUUGGGUGCAUUCUGGGCCCAAAUUGAUGGAAGAUUAGAGUUUCGCAGCAGUUAGUAUGCCCAAACUCAUUCAAUAAGUACGGGGUGCUUCGAGCCCAUGUACGACCAUGCUCAUCUGCGGGAAGCCCAAUUAUGAAGAGUUUUUAAGAUUUUCAAAUCCUAUAAAAGGGAAGAUCUCAAGCAUUGUAAAAAGACUAUUUUUGACAUAUAGUCUUUGGCUUUCAGAUACACGUGUCAUCUCGUCUCUCUUGCACGGGAUCCUUAGCACAUGCUUGGCGAAACUUGGAGCUUCAAGCGACCGUAUUUGAAGACCGAGAACACAUCUCAUAUUCUAGUUUGCUAUUUCUUUUGAUUAUGGCUUUGUUUAUGAUUGUUUUAAUUCUUUUCUUUAGCAUGAGUAACUAAGUCCAUAGUUAGGGCUAUGAGAAUUAUUGUUCAUGAAUUUAUGAAAUUUUGAUGUUUGAAUCUAAAUUUGAUUUCCAUUUUGUGAUUAGAUUUUAUCCUAUUGUGCUUCUUUUUUAAUCCAAAUUAAUUAUAUCGUCAGACGAUCGUACUUUAGUUAAUUAAUAGAUCUAUAGGGUAAAACGAGACAAAGGAUUAGGUGGACCAAACCAAUCUUUAUUUUCUAAUCGUUAUUAAAUUAAAAAGUUCGUAGGCUCCUAAAGUUUUCUUAAAUUAAUGUCUUGCAUGACCAUUGAGGAUGUUAAUUUAGAGAAAAGAAUAUUAAUAUUGCAUGACUAUUGGAUAUUAAUAGUAUUCGUAUGAAUGAUUGGUAAUUAUAAGGAAAUUGAAUUUAGAGUUAAACAGAAAAAUAACAUAAAGGAUUGAAUGAGAAAACCCAUAUGCCCUAGGUUCCUCUCUGAUAAGUUUAACCAAGACAUGCAUUGUAUUCCUUACUCUUAGUUUUAUAAUUGAUUUUAUAAAUUCUUGUUUUUAAUUAAUCUUGUAUCUUUGAAGCUUAAACAAUUAAAUUAGAAAAUUCUUAGUAAUUGAAAAUUAAUCUUUGUGAGACGAUAUUUCGGGAACUUAAUUUAAGAACCCUUCAUUACUUUUUGUGGGUACACUUGCCCUCCGAACAUAAGACAUGAACUAAAGUAGUUGAACCAAGCACGUGAAGAUUGCUGAAGUAGAUGCUUCGUGUGUAAUGAAGCCAAGACGCUAAUCUAUAUAAACUUCUUGUAACUCUUCGUGAAGAAAAGUAUUCUUGAUAUCUAAUUGAUGAAGGAGUCAUUGAUAAAUGGUAGCAAGAGCUAAAAAGAUACAAACAAAAGCAAUCAUGCCAUGGAAGAGAAAGUAUCUCCAUAUUCAAGACCAAAUAUGUGAGUGUUGCCCUUGACCACUAAUCUUGCUUUUAAACGAUCUACCUUUCCAUCAUGUCCAAUGUUGACAUAUAUCCACUGGCAUCCAACAGUAGUCUUACCUGGAGGGAGGGAAACUAAAUCUCAAGUGCCAUUAGAAUGUAAGGCGAUAGUUUUAUCCACCCUUACUUGUCUCCAUCCUAGAUCAGACAAGACCCAUUUGUAUUCUGAGGUAUAGACAUAGAAUCCGAAGAGGAAACAAAAGCAGAACAAGAAAGAGAUAUGCAAUUAUAAUUCAAGUGACAAACAUAAAUAGGAUUAGGAUUAUGAGAGGACAUCUUUACUCGAAGCAAGGAGUUGUUCAGGAGAUAGAAACAUAGAAACGGUUGAAGUAGUAGAUGAAUUUGGAGGAUUAAGCUUCAAUUGUUGUAACUUAGAAUUUGUGCGAUUCCUCCUAUGGUAGGAUAGAAGAGGAGGAGGAGUAGAGAGAAUGGGAGCUGGAACAGAUUGAGGAAAAGAGAAAAAAAAAAAAAAAAAAACUCGAGGGAAUGGAGUCCAAAUGGUCAACAGUAACAAAAAGAGGGGAGAAGAAGGGAUGACUCUCAAAGAACCUGAGGUCUGCAAAAACAAGGUAGCAAUGGAGGUUAGAAGAAGUGUUUGAAUAUUGUUGUCUCUUGUCUGACCCAAAGGUCUAAAUUAUACAAGUGGACAAGGAUCUAUAUUAAUUGUAAAAUAUUUUGAUAAUAAAUGUAAUCUUGUUAUUAUGUUCUUAAUUACUGUAUUAAACAUAAUUAUGAUAUUAUGCUCCUAAUUACUGAAUCUACAUAUCAACAAUAGCAAUGUGAUGUCUGCUACAACUUAUAACCUUGGUCUCAGAUCCUCUAUUGCAGUUAUUUUUAUCAGCAAAGAAGUAUUAUUGAAAGGGAGCACAAGGGGUUCUCCAAUCCUCUAUACAAGAGCAAUUAUCCAAUACUACUAUUGCAUUAUUUAACCAAAAUGUUUAAAACUUUAAUUUCCAUGCCAACCAUUGAUGAAAGGGAAAAGUGCAAAGAUUAACAUAUUAUCUAAAAAAGAUAUUACCCGUGUUCUGUCUGAUGCUGCAUAUCAGAAGUACUGCAGACAAGUUCGAUGGGGUCCAUUUUAUUGAAGUUGGUAAUCUACUAAAGGCUACAGCACUCUAGGAUUUAGGACAGACUUAGAAUGAAAUGCAUCCAUUUAGUGGUUAUGUAAAUUAGCCUCCUAUUACAUUAGCAAAUGCUGAUUGCACAUUUUGCCCUACUUAAUUUCCUCUGCUAUAAUUUAUCUGACUGUGUUUCUUUCAUGAACGUUGUCAGGGAUGAACAAUACUUGACAUUGGGAAGAUGCAUGGAUUCUCCACGGUUGAUGGUUUUGUGGAGAUAAGUGACUGUCUGGCAGAGAUGAUUAAAUACCUGGCUAACGAACCGUCUGUUGGUCUUUUCUUUAUCCAACAGCACACUCAAAAUGCAGUGCCGAAUAUCAUCAAACUAAAUAACGAUGUUAUUGAGAAGUCUCAUGAAACAGCAUUGCACACAGAAGAUUUGGAGGACUCUGUCACAGUAGUGAGAUCAAUGAAUGAGUCUGGAUUUCCCAUAGCUGAUGAGAUGAUUGGAGACAUAAAAAAAAUCCUUGGAAACCAUGACAUCAAAGCAACCGAAAAAAGGGUAAUUCAUCGGUCGGCAUCAAAUUUUCAGACUGAGAGUAGUAGAUCAUGGGGCAAAUCAGCAGUAUAUGCCCAGGAGGGUAGUGAAAAAAUGAGUAACUAUUUUUCAAGUGUUUUUAAGUUCUCAAAACAGAAGACCAACAAUUCCAAGUGGCCACAACUUGAUUCUGCGGUAUCAGUAAAUUCCAAGACUGAGAUGCCACAGCCAUACUGUAAUGUGCCGCCGUCGGACCCAUCAGCAAACACUGCUACAUCUUCACAGGGAAUGGAAGCGGACAAACAACAGCCACAGUCAAGCCAAGUUGAAGAUGAAUCUCAACUUGAACUAAGUGAUACUAGUGAUAUUGGGAAUAAGUUAUUGUCAGUAUCAGAAAAAUAUGAUGACUUCAAAGCUAGCAAACAAGCUGAGCUGGAGGAGUGGCUUGAAGGAACAAGCAAUCAUGAGGAUAAUUGCCUACCUGGUGAUGAGAAAAGGCUUUAGUUUUUUUUGCUAACGCUUAGAUACAAUGCUUCACCCUGUAUAUAAUUU